Eptesicus fuscus (big brown bat) is the source of this 665-nucleotide messenger RNA. Its product is annotated as beta-lactoglobulin. Gene Ontology annotation, molecular function: small molecule binding. The transcript is spliced from 5 exons. The record is from RefSeq and is a predicted model, not a curated record. NCBI's taxonomy places the organism in Eukaryota, Metazoa, Chordata, Mammalia, Chiroptera, Vespertilionidae. The coding region runs from base 45 to 665 and encodes 206 amino acids.
CUUCAGGGCGUCCGGGCGGGACGGGCGGCCGGUGGAGGUCGGACAUGAAGACGGGGCCCCGGCUGCCGGGCCGCCCCGCCCUCUGGGCCCCCGUGGUCCUGGCCCUCGGCCUGGGCCUGGCCGGCGCCCAGAGGACCCUGGAGGAGGUGCCCGCGCAGCCCGGCUUUGACGCCCAGAAGGUGGCCGGGCGCUGGCUGACCCUCCGGCUGGCCUCCAGCCGGGCAGACCUGGUCUCCCCCGCCGACCCCCUGAGGCUGGCUCUCCACUCCAUCGAGCGGCGGGGCGGGGACCUGGAGUUCCUCUUGUUCUGGACGGGGGAGAGGCUGUGCAGAGGCGUCCGCGUCACCAUCCACCCGACGGGGCUCCCGGGCCAGUACCACGGCGCCUUUGAGGGAGGUGCCCGCAUGCGCGUCCGCUUCGUCAGCACCGACUACCGCAGCCUCAUUCUCUAUGUCCGCGUGGAGGACGGCGGGGACGGCGGGGAUGCGGGCGAGGUCACCAGCCUGUGGGCGCUGCUGGCCAGACGCUUGCCCGGGGACCCCCAGUGGCUGCGCAGGUACCUGGGGUACGUGAGGCAGUUCCAGCUGCAGGAGGCCCCCGUCUUCAACCUGCAGGGUAAGCGCUGCCCCGACUGCACCCAGGCCACCAGGCGGGGCUACGGUUAG